Molecule: messenger RNA, 1224 nt
Organism: Paramacrobiotus metropolitanus
Lineage: Eukaryota; Metazoa; Tardigrada; Eutardigrada; Parachela; Macrobiotidae
Product: NAD(P)H-hydrate epimerase-like
Exons: 4
Coding region: 45-944 (299 amino acids)
Cellular component (GO): mitochondrion
Molecular function (GO): NAD(P)HX epimerase activity
Source: RefSeq, a predicted model, not a curated record
AUCUGCAAACAGCAAACAGCAAACUCUUGUUUUUUUACGAUGCAAUGCAGGUUAUGCAGCUACAGAAUUUGUUGCGAAAUUCCAUCAAAAUUGGGUUUAUAAUUUCGUCUAGCUUUCUUCCUCGUUUUGCCUUGAAUAGUUCGUUAAAGUACAAUAGCGUUUGCCUCAACCCAAGUCAGCUAGGUAUCCUUUUGGUACGUCGCGCCAACAGCGACUGGUGUUCCUCCAAAGCCACAGCCAUGAGCAGUCCCAAAUAUUUGAGUCAGGAGGAGGCUGCAAAUGUGGAUAAGGAGCUGUUCGACGCAUACCAAUUCUCUGUCGAUCAGCUGAUGGAACUCGCUGGACUGAGUGCUGCUACUGCCAUUGCAAAAUCCUAUCCUCUUACGGAAUUUGUUAACAAAGACCGUGUUCGAGCAUUAGUGAUUGCCGGGCCUGGAAAUAAUGGCGGGGAUGGAUUAGUUUGCGCGCGACAUUUGAAAUUGUUCGGUUAUUAUCCCGAAAUUUUGUACCCCAAACCAACAGAUAAGGAUUUGUACAAGCGCCUCGUAACUCAAUGCAAACACAUGGAUAUACCAUUUCUGAAGGAAAUGCCAUCAAGUGAUAGUCUGCAAAGCUCAUACGAAGUGAUUGUCGAUGCCAUAUUUGGGUUCAGUUUCAAACCUCCUGUUCGGCCAGAGUUUCAGGAUAUUUUGGAGAUCAUGAAAUUAACUUCCGUGCCAAUCUGUAGUAUUGAUAUACCAUCUGGGUGGGAUGUUGAAAACGGUAAUCCUGAUGGUAUUCAGCCUGCCUGCCUUAUUUCUUUGACGAGCCCUAAAAAGUGUGCGCAACAUUUCAAGGGGAAGUUUCACUGGCUUGGUGGCCGGUUUGUUCCAAAGUCAUUGGAAAAAAAUUAUCAGUUAAAUCUGCCAGAAUAUCCCGGAACAGACUGUGUUGUCAAACUUUAACAUUGUGGAUGAUUCUUGCGUUUUCGAAAGGUUUAAUGGUAAAAGCAUGGCAAAUCAUACACUACGCCUUGGUAAAGCAGUAUCUUUGCGGCUUUUGUUGCGCAUCUAACAAGUACGAUAAGUUAUUGUAAUAGCGCUGGACUUCGAUGUUUUUUUUCGGGUUCCAGUUUUUUGUUUGCCGACUUUUUUCGACUACCUGAAUGCUUCAAUAAAUAUUUGAAUUUAGGACGACGAAAGUUGUUAUUCUGCAGUAGCAAAUAAAAUUAACGUUAUGUGGAAA